AUGGUUAUUUCAAACCAAUAUUGGUUUAUUGAUUGUAUGGAUUUCAUGUGGCAUAAAUUUUUAAGUCAUGGAUGUAGGGCAAAAACUCUAAAGAACCAGAAUGUUUUGUUGUGUGGCUUUGUGAUUAUUGAGACGCCUAUAAGGAGCAAGCUUCCACCAAUAGGGAUGGAUAUGGAUUCUCCAAUUCCAAAUACUCUCCUACACCAUCUCCAUCCUCUCUAUCUCUUAACUUCUCUUACUUUUCAUCAUCCCCUCUAUCACUCUCUACUUUCUCUAACACUUUUGUAUCUUUGUGCAAGAGAAGGGAGAGGAUACAAACUCGGGGUAACAUCGUUGAUGUCAUAG
Vicia faba (fava bean) is the source of this 345-nucleotide messenger RNA. The record is from the annotation of a GenBank genome assembly. Lineage: Eukaryota; Viridiplantae; Streptophyta; Magnoliopsida; Fabales; Fabaceae.